Antechinus flavipes (yellow-footed antechinus) is the source of this 12010-nucleotide messenger RNA. RefSeq names its product methyltransferase 16, N6-methyladenosine (gene METTL16). The coding region runs from base 317 to 1984 and encodes 555 amino acids. Gene Ontology annotation, molecular function: 23S rRNA (adenine(1618)-N(6))-methyltransferase activity. The transcript is spliced from 11 exons. The record is from RefSeq and is a predicted model, not a curated record. Gene Ontology annotation, cellular component: nucleus. Gene Ontology annotation, biological process: rRNA base methylation. NCBI's taxonomy places the organism in Eukaryota, Metazoa, Chordata, Mammalia, Dasyuromorphia, Dasyuridae.
CAGACCGCGGUACAAGAUGGCGGCGCGCUGGUCGCGUCGUGCUUGCGUUCGUUACUAGGGGUGUUGGGCUCUUGAAGCGGUGGCAGCGGCGGCGCUGAGCUUGUGGCCGGGAUUUCCUCAAUUACUUGGAAAAAGUGGAAACACUCAAGGAUAUAGUGAAACCAGAGUUGGGAAUCAGUUUGCUUAGACAACAAACCACUGCUUCUCUGCCCUCAUCAGUUGAUUCCAGGAAGAUGAUCAUCAUCUUACUAUAAUAACUUAGGAAAGCACAUGAUACUGAAUCUUAUCACUUAAAGAUAAGAUACUCCAAAAAAGGAUGGCUUUGAAUAAAUCAAUGCAUGCAAGGAACAGGUACAAGGAUAAGCCUCCAGAUUUUGCAUAUUUGGCAUCCAAAUAUCCAGAUUUUAAGCAGCAUGUCCAGAUAAAUCUGACUGGAAGAGUAAGUCUUAACUUCAAAGACCCUGAAGCUGUCCGAGCUUUGACUUGCACUCUCUUAAAGGAGGACUUUGGACUUUCCAUUGACAUCCCACUGGAAAGGCUCAUUCCUACAGUUCCACUUCGACUCAACUACAUCCACUGGGUAGAAGAUCUGAUUGGCCCUUGGGACCCAGCCAGGAGUGCUCUCCGCCGGGGGAUUGACAUUGGUACAGGAGCAUCAUGCAUCUAUCCUUUACUUGGAGCAACUCUCAAUGGCUGGUAUUUCCUUGCAACAGAAGUGGAUGAUAUGUGCUUUAAUUAUGCUAAGAAAAAUGUGGAACAGAAUAGUUUAUCUGAGCUCAUAAAAGUGGUUAAAGUACCACAGAAGACACUCCUAAUGGAUGCUCUUAAAGAGGAAUCUGAGAUCAUUUAUGAUUUUUGCAUGUGCAACCCUCCCUUUUUUGCCAACCAGUUGGAAGCCAAGGGAGUAAACUCUAGAAAUUCUCGUAGGCCUCCUCCAAGUUCUGUAAAUACUGGGGGUAUCACAGAAAUCAUGGCAGAAGGAGGUGAAUUAGAGUUUGUCAAAAGAAUUAUUCAUGACAGUUUGCAGCUGAAGAAAAGACUGAGAUGGUAUAGCUGCAUGCUUGGGAAGAAAUGCAGCCUGGCUCCAUUGAAGGAAGAGCUUCGGAUACAAGGGGUCCCAAAAGUCACCCACACGGAAUUCUGUCAGGGGCGCACCAUGAGGUGGGCCUUGGCUUGGAGCUUUUACGAUGAUGUGACGGUGCCCUCACCUCCAUCUAAAAGAAGGAAACUAGAAAAGCCCAGGAAGCCCAUUACAUUUGUAGUAUUAGCAGCCACAAUGAAAGAGUUAUCCCUCAAAGCUUCUGCUGUGGGCUCGGAGACUGUGGAAGGCAUAGCAGUUAUUACAACAUGGCUUGAAAAAAUCCUCACUGAUCUGAAGGUCCAGCAUAAACGGGUUCCCUGUGGAAAAGAGGAAGUUAGUCUAUUCUUAACAGCCAUAGAAAACUCUUGGGUUCAUUUAAGGAGAAAGAAAAGAGACAGAGUGAGGCAGUUGAGAGAAGUUCCUCGAGCCUCUGAAGACUUCAUUCAAGCUAUGGAAGAGGAGAAACCUCUGCCCAAAGAGAUUGAAAAUAACCCAGGGUGGGCCAAGCGCUCUGAUGAGAGCUCCCCAUCCAGGCCUACCAUAUGUGGAGCUGAAACAGCUGUUCCUGAAAGUCACCACCCAGACAAUAGCCAAGAGCCAAUGGAGGAAGAAGGGACUGAGAAAAAAGGAAGGACAGCGGUUUUAGAAAGUGUCAGGGGUUCGUUCUCUACCGCAUUGGAGGUAGAUGCUCCUGAAGAAGUUGCCAGUACAGUGGCUGAAAGAGAGAAAAAUUCUCAAGGGGCUUCAGGACAUUAUCUGUUUAAGUGUUUAAUAAAUGUCAAGAAGGAGGCAAACGAGGAUACAGUGGUAGAGAUGCAUUGGGUUGAGGGCCAGAAUAGGGACUUAAUGAACCAGCUCUGCACGUAUUUACGCAACCAGAUUUUCAGGCUUGUUGCUAGUUAGCCACAAACAAAUUCCUGGCACAGCUGCUACAGUCAGAUGUAGGGCAGCUUGCUUUUUAGAAUUCUUUUUACUAAUUUAGGGGGGAAAACAAUGACACUGGCACGAGUUUUUUUUUUUUUUUUUUUUUUUUAAAGACAAUUCUAGUGAGUCCACUGGAAUGGUAAUUUUUGUUUGUUUAGAUGCAGGGAAUCGCUGUGAAGUGACACCAGAAGAAAUGUCUUGGAUGUUAGGAACAAUAAAAAACUACCAGAAGGCUGGGACUGUGGACAGAUUUAAAUCUGGUUUUCUUGGUGUGAGACUGGCUCUCCAAGCCAUCGGAUUAUUUGUGUAGCAUCCGAGAUUGAGGCAGCUUGAGAGAGAGAAGGUACUUUAGCCUUCAGGGAUACAUGCUCAGUCCCUCAGGUCUUCUCUAAAGGCUAUUACUUUAGAAAGACAAGUGGUUUCAUUACGUCCACUCCAAAGACAGAUCAAUUUAGCAGGCUCAAGGGUGUCUUCAUGAGUCAUCAAGACUGAACUUGCUCACUUGUGUUCUCUUCUGAUUGACCCUUCCACCCAACUGGAUCCUGACCUUAGGGGUCUGAUGGUGAGUCAAGGCUAGGUGGAACACAGGAGCAAAGGGGUUCAAUUCAUCCUCAGAAAGAUAUUCUUCAUUUUGGGUUUUCUUGAUUAGAAAUUGGCAGGAAGCAUGUACUUAAUGAGCAAAAGAAGAAAGGCUCUUGAUGCUCUGGCUCCAAAACCUAAGAGUAAACUCCAUUUUAAGUCUAGAGACCCUUUCCUCUAAAUUGUAUACAGUGUUAUUCUUUUGCAACAUUAAUUUCACACAAUUUUGGAAUCAUUCACAAAUAUCAACCAACUUUCAUUUGGUGUAUGUGUAUACACACACAAACACACAGAAUAUUCAAAAAUGAAAAGGGUCGAUCCUGUUUCUUGUUUCACAGGGGACUGCUUGUAAUUGAUUUGAAGUUGUCAGAAACUAAGAGUACACGUUUGUUGUCAAAGUAUUCUGUGAGUAUUGGUAUUGGUCUAAAUCCACAGAGUUCAUUUGUUGACAGGUAAACUGAUGCUAAUUGAACAUUGUGAUCAAAAGAGUCAACUCAACCUCACAUUUUUUUACUGGCAGUAGAAUUUUGAUUCCUAGUUUAACCACCUUCUCAAAACAAGUGUUCAAGGAAGAAUGCUUUGGGUUCAGUUAGGGUUGGGAAAGCUAGGGUUUUGUUUUUAAGUACCAUGUGCCAGUUAGCACCGGGACUUCCCUUUUUCAAGACCAGCUCUAAAUGUACUAGGCUGCAUUGUUCCAAUUCUGAGGUUUUAUCUAUCUAGAUACACACACACACACACACACACACACACAUAUGUAUCAUCACUCCCUCUUCCUCUAAGAAAAAGAGCACAAUCACUGAACUUUUUAGAGUAAAGUCAAGGGAAUGUCACUCUGAGCACACAUGGGGUGUCUAUGAGCUUCUUUUGCCCAGCACUGUUGGUUAAUUGUUACAAACAUGUACUCGUGACUUCAUAUCUUAGGAUGGACCUCAGAGGGCCCUCUCUUUAGUCUGCUCACUCCCCUCCUUCCCUAGUACCCUCCAUUGUACAAAUAAGAAAACAGUAUCAGAACCAUGGAGUGAUUUCAGAGCAGUACUAGGGCUAAACCCAUAUUUCCUGACUUUAGGAUAUAAUUCCUUGUGUUUGCAGUACUCAUAUUAAAUGACAGCUGUUCAUAUUUAAAACAGAAAACAGUGUUUGCUAUUUUUGUUAUAGAAGAAAGGGAACAAGCAUUUAUAGAGUACCUACUAUGUGCCAAGAAACUUGGCUCAGUGCUUUUUACAAUUAUCUCAUUUAAUCCUCCCGAACCACUCUGUUGAAGUAGAUAAUUAUGUUCCCCAUUUUUCAGUUAAAGAGGCAGAGAAGUGACUUGACUAGGGUCACACAGCUAGUAAAUCUUUGAGUUAGAGUUGAACUUGAUUUUCCUGACUGAAGGCUCAGAUUCUAACUACUGCACCAUCAACUCCCUCUGGAGGGUAGGUUAUUAGCAGGGAAAAGAAUUUUGUUUUUCCCUUGAGGAGACAGAGGGCUGAAAAUAAACCAGUACCCUAAUGUGUGGCAGAACUUGGUCUGCGGCUCCUAAUCCAGGGGCCUGGUAUCAUUGUGGGUGGUUCCUAGACUGUUCCAGGUUCUGUGUAAGGAUGUAUCUAAACUUCUCCCUUAACAGGCUUUUGAAAUGAAACCAGAAUUACACUUCCAUUUAAAAUCAUGUGGAAGCAAGGUGCAGCUUUUUUGUAUUUGAACCCUUCUUGAUUUUAAAUGCUUCCUUGGGAAAGAACAGACUACUUUUUGGCUCAGAGAAGUUGGUAUUAUUUCCCUAUUUAUAGAACACUGAAAUUUAUAAAACAACUAGUUAGGUUUUUUAAAAUGUUUUUGCCUAAGCACAUAUCUUCCACUUGGGCCAGAGGGAGGUAUGAGGAUGAAUAUGUCUUCUUUUAAGAAGAAAUUUUUUAGAUUUUUGUUCCAAAGCAAAUGAUUUGUUAAACUCAUAAGAUCAGCACAAGGCUGACUAUUAAGUCUGAAUGUACAGGCCUUUCUGAAGAAAGGUCUAUGUGUGUGGUGGCAUUCUUUAGCAGGCUUGCCUAGAUAUGCCCUGGUGCUGGUUCUCCUUUGUUUGGUAAUUGUCCGAGAGAGGGAAGGUGAGCUUGCUUUUUACCAUAGCUGCCGUUGUUCUCUACAGACAUAUGUGCUUUCAGAACUUCCUCCCCCUUUUCCUGUCUCAUCAGCCUCUUAUAUGGAACUGUUUCCCAGUUUGUUCUUGAAACGUGUCUCACAUUCUUGCCAAUUUCUCUGUCCGUGGCAUUGUUUGCUGUUCUUGUCUGAUUCAACCCCGCUAUCUUGCCCUUUUUAAUUUUGACAUGUGUUUGAUCACAGGUACUGUAGUCUCUUGCCCCUUAUGUACAUUCAUCAGGAAUGAAUAGAAUUGAGUUUGAAAAUUUUUUGAUUAACGUUAAUAUUGAAGCUGACUUGAAUGUAAAUUGUUCAGGAACAAAUGGGUUUGAUCUCCCUUCUAUUUUAAUCCCCCAGGUGACUUCCCUUAGUGUGCUUACUCUUCUAGGGAUACAGCCAGAAUUGUACAAUUGCUCCAGGCUUAUUUCUAAUUGAGAAGGUGUUGGUAGGGUCCAUGAUCCUUUCCUUGCAGGCUACUGAGUCAUUACUCUCUCUGACAUGGGUUUUGCCUAAUAAGGUGAUAAUGCUCUCGAAGAUCUUUGGAAUAGGUCUAAUAUAGUCUAAGACUGUAGGCUGCUUUUGAAAGAGAGAAAAGUGCUGAUGUCACUUGGCUUCAUUGAACCCAGAUCUGUGGUCAGCCCCCUGGCCGUUUCUGUUAGUGGUAUUUUGAAGAAAUAGGCCAAGUAUAAAGAUGCUGUUAACGUGGCAUCCUUGACUCACUUUCUUAGAACCCUUUCUGCCUUCAGUUCAUAUUUAAUGUUAAGUGAAGUUGGUUCCAUAACUAAAAACAUCCAGUCUCGAACACUGUUGGAGUAUAAUAACCUCAUUUAAUAGCAAUUGCAAGGGCGGUAUUCAGUACUGUGAUGCAGCAGCUUUGAGAGCAAAUAGUUUAUGUUAGUGGGUCAGAAACCUUUCCAAAGAUCUGUGUCACAGCACCGCGGUGGGCAGACCCUGCAAGCCCGUGAUGACUUAGGUUUUAGUCUGGCAUAACCUGGUUUGAAAGUUGUACAGAGAUUUCCAGGUAGUAUAGGAAAAUGUCAGAUGAAAGAGCUAGCCAUGGUGACAUCACUUGAGCAGUACUUAAGCAGCUGGAAACUAGGUGUGCCAACUUGCAUAGAUGUUUGGAAAGAUCUCCCUGUUGAAUCUGAAACCCAAGAUACCCGCUUUUGCGUUACUGACAUUAGAACUCUUUAAAAAUAUGUUCUCUUUCUGUACUUGUACAGGCAGUCUGAAGCCCAACAUUCUUCACCUUCUGGGUCUUGGCUGGCACUUCUAGGGGUAUAUAUCGCGAGACAUACGCUUUGGCCUUGGGAAUGACAUCUUGGGAUGUCAUGUUCCACAUUUGCCUCAUGGAAUGGGAGGAUUUCCCAGCAGGAUGUUAAGAUUGUCUAGAGCUCAUGUCGCUUACCUUCACGUGGCCAAGAGCAUGUUUGAUCCUUCACAUAGGGCUUGAAAUAUAAAUGUGGGAAGCACGGAUGACAUGUUCCUGUUUGAAAUUGGUUAGGAUGCAAAUCUACUCUUAGUACAUAAUGCUUUAAUAUGGGCUUGCUUUUAAACACCAACCACUUCUGGCUUGUAAAAGACUGUUAUUUUGGAAACAGAAGCCAGCUGCUUAUGCAGACUAGGCUCCAGAGUUCCAGAGUGGCUGCAUAGUACGUGUGUUGAAAUUGUUCAUUAUCUUAUUUAAGGACUUGCAUUGUACUUGACACAAAGCAGUAUAUAGCAUUCCCCAUCAUGGCCACAAGGGGGCAUUUGUGGCUUUUUUUUCUUCCAGAGUACUUGCCUCCUUAUGGGGAAGAAUGGUUUAGACCUUGGUGUUUUUUCGGAAAGAACUUUAUAUUUUAAUGGCUUACAUAGUAAAAAUUAGCUUUCCAGAUAAGUCAUUUCCUCAACUGUCAUCAAGAACUGCGAAGUUCUUAAUUUUUGUUAUUAAUUAGCCUUUAAGAAAUUUUUUAAAGCGAGGAGGGCGUCACCACACAGUGAAUGGAUACAUACUUUCAGAUCUGACUAGAAAUUUGAAAAUCUCCAAGAAAGAGAUGAUUUCAAAUAUUCUCUGUUCAGGUUUUUUAAACCUGUUUGUUUUCCUUUUUCCUGUUUAGACCAAGACUGCCUAUUGGGUGGUGAGGCUGCCAUCACCUUUUGUCCCUGAAGCUCCUCCUUUGGGAUGUGUAUUACAGUUCUGUCCCAGGUCAGGACCUCAUGCUGGCACUGAGCUCAGCCUCUGCCUUGUGGCUUUAGCAGAAGGAAGGAACCAAGUAUUGAAGUUGUCGGGCAGUCUUUCACCAGGGAAGACCUGCUAGGCUGGGAAGCUGCGGCCUUGCUUCAGUACCCUUCAAGGCAGUGGACCUUGGAAAAGAUGUGGCUGAAUUUGAAAAAGGCUGCUAGACAUCUAGGUAUUAACUGAAAGGUAAUUUCUGCCCCCUUAGACUGCAAAUGACCAGUAUACAAGCUACUGUGGAAGCUCCAAAGGCAGUGACCAUGUUCUGUUAUAGGGCCUGCAUUUUUAGGAAACAUCUAAACAGGUGUGACUGAGAGACAGGUGAGGACCCAAAGAGAGCAUGGGAGUUGCCUUGAGGUGUUUGAAGGGCUGUAAUGAAGGACAUUUGGCUUGCUGUGUUUUGCCCUCAGGGGCAGAACUGGGAGGACGGGCAGGUGUAGGUGGAGGCUGGAUGGAAAUAAAAUUUUUCAUUGAGCCUUGAGUCUUUAAGCUAAGAGAAAGGGCCAAGAUGUCCCCCAGCUUUGAGGUCUUUGAAGAAUAAGACCACAUUGAGGCCAUUUGUUGGAAAAGAGGGUCUAUGUGCCCUCUGGAAGUCUUUGGCACAUCUUUGAUUCUGUAAAUACUUGUGCUUCCAGAAAUAGCAUAAGGGCACAAGUGGUUGGGAGCUUAGUUCCUGAUUUCUUUGUACCUCUUUAGCUACAUGAGUAAUUGCCAUCUUGGUUUCAGGAACUCCAUGUCACUAAAGAGCUUUCUGAGGACCCUUUACCUCCAGUUCUGCAAAUUCACUUCACAACAUACUGUGGAACUCUAAAGGCUGAGCCUCUCAGGGUGCUUUGCUAUGACUCAUCCAACUGACUAAAACAGCAAUUUAUUUAUUUAAUUGGUAAUUGGAGCAGCCAGUGCUACAUUUAGUAGGCUUGCACUUGUACUUUGGAGGAAGCAUGUUUUGACUGUGGUGAAGACAGUGUAUCUCACAGCAGUCUCUGGGAUGUAGAUUCUUGGUCUAAUCAGAAACUCCAGCCUUCUGUGACUAGGAUUUGUUAGUAGUUUCUGUUCACAUUAGCUGGUGUAUGUUAACAUGCCAGGAUUGGAUUGUUUGUAGUUUUGAUGAGGAAAGAUGUUUUAGUAAUCCAAGACAAUAGAAUGGUGAAUUUGGGUCCAUUAGAUAUGGGUUGGGUUGGGGAAGUAGGAUAGAGUUCUUGUUAAUGCAAGGAUCCUAAGCUGAAAGAUCUUGAAUGUGUGAUGUCAUAUUUUUAUCCCCAAAUAGAGCUAAAAUUCACAUUUUAUUGGGGAGCCUUGACCUCUGUGAAGAACACACUUUUCCCCAUCCUUACCUCUAACACAGUCUCCUAAAUCCUACUAACCUAUCCCAUGGAGAAGGCACUUUAAUUAAUGUUGAUGGGGAAGAGAGAACACUUCUUACUAUCAUUUGAUAAUUAGGCACUUGAGGUAACAUUUCUUCCACCUCUCUAUGAUCAAUGACUAAAGAUUAGGGUAAGAGAAAGAUUAAUAGUUUUAAAUUCAUACUACCAAAUCUUUUUAUCUGGCAGUAUUUUUAACUCAGAUAAUUAAGGGUCAUAACAAAAGUGUCUUGUAAAAGUACCUUUUGGAUCAGAGAACGUGAAAUAACUGUUGAUUUCCUGAGGACAACUUGGCAACAUGGAACUGGGUUAUAGUGGACCUGAUGCUGGGUUUUCUUUCUUCUGUGUCUGUCAGUAGCACAUAUCUCAAACAGACUAAUUUGUUUUUUGAGAUUGUUCUUUGGGAGGCGAUUUACAGACGCUCUCUCAAUAUCUCUGGCAGCUGUUCAAAGAAUAUUGUGUCCUCUCGUGUAGAUUUUCCUGGUACAGAUGUCAGCUGUCACUGUGUGCAGAAGCUAGUGAUGGAGCCAGGCAGGCAGGGUGCUCAGCCCUAACAUCCUCCCUUGGUAGAGGUCUUCCUUCAGGUAUUCCACCAGAGCAUUACAAGCCAAGUUGAGGCAGAAGGCUUGCAGACCCAAUUUUUCCCUGUUUUGAAAGGGUCUGUGUUCUUGAAAUGUGAGUUAAAGGGAGCAGGGUGCCAAGCCUGAAGUGUGGAAGAACACCCUACCCUGGAGUCCUGGCAGUAGCCUGAAGCUCCUUGCAGAGUGAGCCUGGCCUUCAGUUUGGUAAGAUUUGGCCACGCUCUUAAUAGGUCUCAAAAUGUCUUGCCUGCCAUAUCCUGUCCUGACCUUAUCUUGGGGGAGCAGAUCUUUUCCCUUUCUGGGGAGCCAGCAGUGUUUUCUAGCCCAAGUAGGAGGAGGAGAGUUUGGAUGUGUAAGCUGUGGGAAGUUGGGCCUUCUCUAGAAAAACCUGACUUCCCUAUGAAGGCCAGACCAUUCUGCUGGGGGGGUGGGGGUGGAGAGAAAUGGAAGAUGUCUGUUGAAUGGGAGACAGAAGCUGCUGUUUCUUAAAUGUUGCUUAAGAAGAGAGAGUUCCCCACUGUGGGGGAUACUUACCCAGAGAGUGCUGGAAGCCACAGGCUAGCCCCCAAUUAGAAAUGCAGAGGCAUUGUGGUUUGCACUGGAAGUCAGCUCCCUGUCUGGUACCUUCCCGGCUUAGAGGUGCAGGAGAGGCCUUGCUCCAGAAUGGCAGGGGAGAAGGAUGCUAUGGCACAGGCAGCCACGGGUACCAUGUGAGGAACAAUUCUGGAGCAAGUUUAGAGGUUGUGGAUGACUAAGGAGAUGGAGGGAUCUUGUCAGAAGCAAAGCCAGAACUGAAUGCAGGGUGAAAGAUCACAUUGCCCUCUUAGCAAGUCAUGGAAAUCAUCAGGAGAGGCUGCCUUAUGGAUCAUGGGGCCAGUUAAGCUCUGCUCAGCUUCCCAGCUGAAACCUUUGUCCUGCUAACUGGGAGCUAGGGCACAGUUUGUUACAGAGUCUGGAAGGCAAAAGGAGAAAUUAGAUUUUUGUACCACCUGGAAGCCACGCAGAAGCCCUGUCCUAGAGGAUAGAGAGUGCUCGGAACACUUGUUUUAGUAUUGUGCUGUCAGGGAGUUGGGCCCCUUAGAGGAAGGAGUUCUGCAUUUCAGUCACAUGGGUGGUAUUUGAUGAGUUGGGGGCUUGCUCUUCCCUGAACUGUCCCUGGGUCGGUUCUUCCCAUGGCCUGGCAUUGCUGUGGGUCCCCGGUGUCCCCUUUGGCCUCUGCUGGAUUCAGACUCCCAGAGGAUGUGGUUGCCUUUCCUAGACAGCCUGAGGUCUUGGCACAGAUAACAAUGCCAUUUUGGGAGGUGGUGUCACUGCUGCAGAAAGGGAGUGCAGGCUCAGACAGGACAGCCCAGACACUGGCCUUGGCGCUUUCUUAGCCUCCAGAGUAUCGGCUUGCUUCUCUAGGACCUGGAAAGCCCCUCCUCUUUUUUGUGCCUCUAUUUCUGUCUGUUCUUGCUCCUUUACUUCAUUACCUUUUCCCUUUGCCUUUUGACCCCAAUCCUUGUUAGUCAUCCCCACUUCAUUCCCCAGAUUCCCAGGCUGCUUUUUCACCCACUGCCCCACUUGGCCUCAUGGUCAGAUGUCUUGGCCCCUCCCUACUCUGUACCUUGGACCUGAGUUUCUUGCUCAGCAUUCAGAGCCAGGGUAGUGUCCUUGGUAGAAAUCUCUCCAGGGACUGCCUGUCAGUUUACAAUUUCUAGAACUGGAGGUGUUUCUGAAGUGCUGUGGGAAGGAAGAACUCAAAGGGUCAUCAGCUGGAUGACCUUUUUGUCAUUUGUGGAUUUGAUAUAAUUCCUUCCCUGGAAAUUCUGGGGUCAGGGAUUGGGUUCUAGUUCAGCUAUUGCCAUUGACCAGCUCUACAGGAAAUCUUUGAACUUUUUGAGACUUCAGUUUCUUCAUGUAGAAAUAGAAUUAGACUCCCCCUUUUCAUUUCCAACAUUCAUUGAAGAGGGAGUAUCAGUAACAUGAGAUGGGCAAUUGAAAAGUAAAAUUGCUUCUGGAGGUUGGAAUGAUGUGCCUGGACCCUUUGCUUGAACCUACUACAUCAUAUUGGCCAUGGCUAUUUAGGCUCAGCCAGUAGGGAAUGGGCAAGAAUUAGAAAACAGAUUCCCCUUUUAUUUUCUGCCUCCCUACUAGUGCCCUCUCUUCUCAUCUGGAGAGAAGGGAAGUGUUGGGAAGCUGGGUACUGCCUUAUCAGAACAGAGAAAACUUUAGACAGAGCAGCUGAGGCUCCAGGGGGAAAAUGGAUGAGGGAUUAACACCGUGGAGAGGUCAUGUUGGCAAGGAGUCAAGUGAGUGACCUUUGAUUGGAAUUGGAGCAAAUCAUUUGUUUGGGGUACAAUAUAAGGGUUUGCCCAAUUGUUCUCUUACCUCUUGUUGUUUUCCCUUCCUACAUUAAAUUCUCCUUGGUGAUUCAGGCAUAGGGAGGGAAGGAGUUUCAUAAAAGCAUUUGGAAAAAUUGAGACAUCCUAGCCGAUAUUAUUAAUCUGUUUUCUAAUCAAAUAUGAUAUGUAAUCUUACAUAAGUAUCUUCAGGCUUCAGUGUCCCUCUCCAUCCAUUGAACCUCCUUCGUUCUUUUUUUAGUUCCUUCCAACCCAAGGGAGUUUUUAGGAAUGGUAUCAAGUAUUGGGAAUUUUUUAGAAUAAAAUUUGAACUCUGGAAUGUAAAGGUGCAGCCUCGGACAUAAACAUGUCCCUAAUUUCGUGUGUGCCAGUUAUACAUCUCUGAUAUCUUGGAACCUCAGCAGGUUGCACAUUUGAGUUUUAAAUAAGGAAUUUGGGGUGUGAGGUAUGGGCCAAGCAUCUCACUCGGGUCAGGGGACCUCUGCCUUUUCUGAUGCAGCAGAACCAGUGGCAGGUCCCACACAGGAAGUGCAUGGAUGGCCCUUUUGUUUUCUGCUGAAAUGUCAGAUUGACCUCUUCCUCUUCUCCUUCCAGUAACUGCAACAGGGCCGAGUAAACACUGACUGCAUACUGCCUCAUGAGCCUGCUCUCUCCUCCACAGUGAGAGCAAAGAUGCUGCCCUGGGAGUAGGGGACCCCUUAGAUGCUUUUUGCAGGUCAGCAGCAGAUCUGAAACCUUACUAAACUCUCUUGCCUAAUGAUGCCAGGUUUAUUGUCCCCAUAUGACCCAAAUAAACAGAUGAUCAUGUGAACUCA